Styela clava is the source of this 1032-nucleotide messenger RNA. RefSeq lists its product as uncharacterized. The record is from RefSeq and is a predicted model, not a curated record. NCBI's taxonomy places the organism in Eukaryota, Metazoa, Chordata, Ascidiacea, Stolidobranchia, Styelidae.
GACUUAAAAUGGGCGAAAGGGCAGCAGUAUUUGGCAUAACGCAGUAAAAUUUAAAUUAGGAAUGCCAUACGUUGUUUGGCUAUUUGCACCAUUGUCGUAAUAAGUUCAAAAAAGACGGUCGAGCAAAAUUAUAUUCAAUUUGAAAUUGGCGUUGAAUAAUAUAUGUUUUAUAAAAAGUAAAUCAGAUAUAAAAAAAAAUAUACUUAUACAACCUCUAUCUGGAUAUUCAAGAGGUUACAUAUUUAAGGAGGUAUUAUUGCAGAGUUCGUGAAAUAUCGGAAUCCAAAAUCUUCUUCAGGUAUCAAGGGUCAUUCUUCAACGGAAACCAUGCAAUUAAUGAAUAUUUGGAUAUUUUUCUUUUUUCUUCGCCAAGUGCAAAGUGAUUGUUCCAGCCCGAGCAAUAUCGCAAACGGAAAAAAUAUGAUAUCUGCUGACACUCAUUAUUUCUGGAACAAAUGUUCGUGGAACUUUAAUCUCCCCGGCGCUACCGCACUUUAUCUACAAGUCACUGAAAUCAGAUUAAAUUCCUAUAUUUUUGUAAAAUAUUGCAGCGCGAAGCUUUAUUUUAAUAAAGAAGAACUAAACAAUUGCAAGAAUGACGACAACUUCUGUGUUUUAUAUACGUCGAGUUCGUCAUGUAGGAUUUCAUCAACAGCGUUUUCGACUUGCCAUCAUAGACGUGAGACUUCUAACAUUUUAGUUAAGCUUGACGGAGCUGGAUUGCUGAAAAUGAGUUAUCAAUUUCUUCCAUGCUUGCAAGACACAACUACAGAUACAAUCGUAAACAAAACUUCGUCGUUUAUCCGACAUCAUCACCUGAACCACGGAUGACGCGGCAAUUGCGACAACAACAACAAAUAGAACAUCAGCAACUUAUUGGAACGUUCGUCAAACAUCAAGAAAUAUAAUGACAGCGACAAGUGAUAAAGAUCCUACCAGAAAGGAUUCGAAAAUAAAUCUUGAAAUAUUGAUACCAAUUGCAAUCAUAUUGUCACUGGUUUUGAUUGUCUCAGCAACAGUACUAUUCUUUUA